This is a messenger RNA of Ananas comosus (pineapple), 805 nucleotides long. RefSeq lists its product as uncharacterized. Gene Ontology annotation, molecular function: glycosyltransferase activity. Gene Ontology annotation, cellular component: membrane. The record is from RefSeq and is a predicted model, not a curated record. The transcript has a single exon. The coding region runs from base 1 to 666 and encodes 221 amino acids. NCBI's taxonomy places the organism in Eukaryota, Viridiplantae, Streptophyta, Magnoliopsida, Poales, Bromeliaceae.
AUGCAUUAUAUAUAUCAGCCGGUGCAAUGGGGCGAAUCUAGCAUGGUCGACGCCGAGCGGCGGCUGCUGGCGAACGCGCUCCUCGACCCGUCGAACUGCCGCUUCGUCCUCCUGUCCGACUCGUGCAUCCCGCUCUUCAACUUCUCCGUGGCCUACGGCUAUCUCGCAGGCUCCCACCUCAGCUUCGUCAGCUCCUUCGACGACCCGGGCAGCGCGGGGCGCGGCCGCUACAACAGGCGCAUGCGGCCGACCGUCUCCCUCGCCGAGUGGCGCAAGGGCUCGCAGUGGUUCGCGGUGCACCGGGAGCUGGCAGUCGGGAUCCUGUCGGACCGCCGCUACUACCCCGUGUUCCGGGAGCACUGCAGGCCGCCGUGCUACGCCGACGAGCACUACAUACCGACGCUGGUCUCCAAGCUCUUUCCAGCGCGCAACGCCAACCGGAGCGUCACGUGGGUCGACUGGUCCGGCGGUGGGCCCCACCCGGCGGUGUAUCGGCGUCGGGACGUGUCGGAAGGGUUGCUGCGGAGGAUGCGGGACGGGUCGACGACGUCGCGUUGUUCGUACAACGAGAGGGCGACCUCCAUUUGCUUCUUGUUCGCGAGGAAGUUCGACGCGAGCGCCCUCAAGCCUCUGAUGCUCAUGGCGCCCGCCUUGUUAGGGUUUUGAGUUUAAUCCUGUUUAUUUAGUAAGGCUCCGUUUAGUUCGAAAAUAAUGAACAUGGAGAUAAAUUUUUUUGCGUUGUUCGUGAGGAAGUUCGAUGUGAGCGCCCUCCAGCCACUGAUGCUCAUGGCGCUCAUCUUGUUAG